Raphanus sativus (radish) is the source of this 738-nucleotide messenger RNA. RefSeq names its product polyadenylate-binding protein-interacting protein 5-like. The coding region runs from base 16 to 501 and encodes 161 amino acids. Lineage: Eukaryota; Viridiplantae; Streptophyta; Magnoliopsida; Brassicales; Brassicaceae. Gene Ontology annotation, molecular function: ubiquitin binding. The transcript has 2 exons. The record is from RefSeq and is a predicted model, not a curated record.
UCCAAGAAAAAAGAAAUGAACCCAGGAGGAGCAUUUGCAUUGAAUCCGCAUGCAGCAUCAUACGUACCACUCUCCAAAAGAGUGGAUGCUAUGGAUGGUUUGGCCUCACAUAACGUGCAGGGACAAGAGCAGAUGUUCAUGCCCAAGACAUCCUCUGAAAUGGCAUACAAACAGAUAAGGGAUGAUGAUGAUUUGUAUAUGGAGAUGGAUAUAGACAUGGAUAUUGAAUACCUUCUUGUGACAUUCUCUGGUCUCUCACAAGAGUCUAUAACUGAUGUAUACCUGGCGAACAGCGGUGAUCUUGAAGCCACCAUUGAGAUGCUGAAUCAGCUUGAGAUAUACAGCACUGAAGCUCAAGAAAACCUCCCAGAGACGCUGGAUCUUGGGUAUCUAUGUGAAUCCGGGCCUUCAACCUCAAAAGCUUCAACACAAAAGAAGGCAGCUACAGAAGUUGCUAUAUCGUCAUCAUCCGUUAUUCCUAAUACAACUGUAUCAGCCUGAUCUGAUCUAUACUUUGUUGUGUACAUUGCCAUAUUUAUUUGUUAUAUGAUGAUAAGAUCAUGGCAAAGGAUAGGAUAGGGAUGUGGCAUAGUGUUUCUCCUACAUUAGUGGGAAGUCUCAUGUUGUGUUUUAGUUGGCAGUUAUUUUCGUGAAUGUGUGUGUAUUUAAGAAACACUUGUCUUAGUGAAUGAAUAUGAAAAAGAAAAUUGAAGUAACUUGUGUUCUUGUUCUCUUAAG